This is a messenger RNA of Amborella trichopoda, 1794 nucleotides long. RefSeq lists its product as uncharacterized. The record is from RefSeq and is a predicted model, not a curated record. Lineage: Eukaryota; Viridiplantae; Streptophyta; Magnoliopsida; Amborellales; Amborellaceae.
CUCUCUCUCUCUCUCUCUCUCUAAAAGAAAAGAACUUCUUACAAGCUUGCUACAUGCACAUCACAUAUGUUUUCUAUGUAUACCCUCUUGAAUCAUCGACUCAAAACCCAUUUUCUUACUUUCUUCCUACAAAAUACUGCAAUACUAAACUUGAUCUUUCCCAAUUCCAGCAUCUUCUCUCUCAAUUUCUAUCUCCUCUCAUUUACUCUCUCUUUUGCCUUCAAAUCAGUACAGUGCCAACCAGAUCAUCCAUAGUACACCAGUAUCUUCUUCUGCUCAUCGAUAUCUCUCCCCUCGUUCGUUUUCUGUCUCUUGUUUCGUCCAAUUCCAGCACAUGCACAUGCACCUGCAGAUGCAGUACUUGCAUGCGCAGAUCAUGGGUCUCAGACCGGAGAACACAGCAGCCAUAGUGAAUCCCCUUAACAUGUUCACCCCCUCUAAGACUGAGCAGAUCAUGUCAAGGUACAGGCCCAUUGCGCCAAAGCCACAGUUCCAGCAAAGCCCCAGCCCUAAUUUUGAUUGCACAGCACCACUUUCUGAGAAUCCACUCACUGCCGCUCUCUCUACAACCUUACCAGCUUCCCAUCCCAAAACCAGGCCUGCAAGGGUUAGAAAGAGGAGAAAUGGCGCUCAAGCAUGUGGUGCUAGAAAGAAGGCAAAGACCAAUAUGUGGUUCUUCAAUACACCACUCCCUGAACCCAUUUCUCCAUUUUCCCAUCAGAACAUUCUCCUCGGUCUUCCUUUCCAAGGUCUCACCCGAGGUUUCCCUCUCUACACCUUUCCGGCCACUGUUUCUCAAGGAGACUUGGAGAAUUCAAGCAGAGUUUCUACAGAUUUAGUCACACUACCAUUGUUGCCCUUUCCUUCCACUUCUGUUGUCUCUCAAUCAAUCCCAGAGGAAGCCAUGAAUUAUGACCAAAGAAUGCCAGAAGGAAAGCUGGUUAUGGAGAAACUUCAGGCACCCAUAACAUGCAAGCUUCCAACUACAAGUUCAGUUCCUUUUUCAGGGGUUAUAACUCCCCAGCCUGUGAGACCAGUGGGUUCUAGCAUUAGCGUGGAGUGCAUCAGUGACUGUAACCAUUUCAGCUCCUCUCUCUCCAUGUCUAAAAAAUCAGUGGAGGUUGAAGAAGAACUCGAAUUGGAAGCUUUGCCUGGGGUUAUUUCCGAUGCAAAUAACAAGGUGAGAUUGGCGAACUCGGCAUACAAGAAGAUGGUGGGUCAACCAGAGUGUUCAUGGCUCGAAUCAACACUUUCUAGUCAGAGAAAAAAACCAGAAGAGCCCACAAGAAUCAAUGGUGAAGUCAUGCUCAUUUUAGAAGAUUCUCUGGUUCCAAUUUCUUCUAAUGCUUUUACAUGCAGGGUAAAGAUCGAGUGGGCGAACAAAGGCCAGAGGACCUUAGUGAAGGCCCCUGGUAGAGUCAUAAGACUUUCCUGUGAUUCCAAGGAUUAUGUGUUUGCAUGGAGAUUUCUCACCGGCGAUGCUGCUUGUGAUAGCAAAUAUGUAAAGCCUCGUACUAUCUCUGUGUAAAUAAUUACAAGAACUCGUGAUGGUAACAAAGAGAAAACCUCAGUUUAUCUUAAGAAAGUGACAAAAUCUUUGCAUGGAGAAGCUUCGAUACGGAGACACCAAUGGAAAAUAUGAUCGAAGGAGAACCAGCAACUCAUGGGUAUAAUUUCAUGUCAAAGAACCAAUCAAAUAUGCAAAUUCUCAGAUUACAUCCACAUGCAAAGAUAAGAAAGCCCACUGGAGGUAACUAAAAAUAUUUUCCUAGUUUGAGAAGUCUUUUGUUUUUU